Molecule: messenger RNA, 409 nt
Organism: Nicotiana attenuata
Lineage: Eukaryota; Viridiplantae; Streptophyta; Magnoliopsida; Solanales; Solanaceae
Exons: 6
Coding region: 1-408 (135 amino acids)
Biological process (GO): GPI anchor biosynthetic process; protein localization to plasma membrane
Cellular component (GO): endoplasmic reticulum; membrane
Molecular function (GO): glucosaminyl-phosphatidylinositol O-acyltransferase activity
Source: RefSeq, a predicted model, not a curated record
AUGCGGGUUUCCGAGGACAUGGCCCUUGAUAGGAAGAUUCUGGCAGAUUGGACAUAUAUUAAUGCAGUUGUGAUGACCUUGAUGGUGACUUUCUUCAUUGUAGCUAGAAGAUCUGGAUUUUCUGUUUCUCAGGAAGAGGGGGUCCGAUCUCUCAGGACAAAUAUAUCUGCAUAUAGGGUUUCUAUGAAUCUUCUGACAUCCGUAUGUAUUCUGGCUGUUGACUUCAAGAUAUUUCCUAGAAGAUAUGCUAAAGCAGAGACCUAUGGUACUGGCUUGAUGGACAUUGGAGUAGGUUCGUUUAUUGUGGCAAAUGCAUUGGUUUCACAGCAAGCACGUGGAAUUGCAAAAAUGAAUUUGAGAAAUGCAAUUUCUUCAACUUGUCCACUUAUAGUUCUGGGCUUUGCUUGAA